AGAAGCACAAAGUGCUGGAUCAGCUCCUGAUGGAGCUCCACCGCCUCCUGCUCAUCCUGGACAAGGAGACCCUGAGCGGGAACGCCACCAUCCAGAAGUGCCUGCUGUCGGAUCUCCUCCAGUCCUACAAGUCGUCGAGUGGCGCUGAUGAAGAGUAUAUUUACAUGAAUAAAGUUCUUAUUUCGGGGACAAAGGACAACAAUGACAAGCAAUUUGACGCCCUGGUCAACGGAAAAGCAACGAAAAAUGUCCUGGUUCCACAGAAGAGCCUUCCUGACCUGCCGCCUCCCAGAGCUGGUGCCACAGGUCGAGAACCCUUCCCCUUGCCUGCAAUUCCAGUUCCAGCCUGUAUGGACUUUUCAGAGAGUUACUAUGAGGAGGCCCAACCCUAUGAGGAAACUGUCAAUGAUGACGGAGAGGCAGUUAGCAGUUCAUACGAGUCCUAUGAUGAGGAGGAAGUGACCAGAGAAAAGUCAUUGUCAGCUCAGCACCAGUGGCCAUCAGCAGAGGCGUCCAUUGAGCUGAUGAAGGAUGCUCGCAUAUGUGCCUUCCUUUGGAGAAAAAAGUGGCUUGGCCAGUGGGCUAAACAGCUCUGUGUCAUCAAAGACUAUCGCCUGCUGUGCUAUAAAAGCUCUAAAGAGCAAACCCCACUGCUGGACGUGAGUCUGCAGGGCUGCAGUGUGACUUACAAAGAGAAGCAGCCAAGGAAAAAACACAAGCUGAAGAUCGUCCCAGUCGGAGGGGAGGCCAUUGUUCUGGGCCUGCAAAGCAACGAACAAGCUGAGCAGUGGCUGAAGGUUAUUCAAGAGAUCAGUCUCAAGCCAGCUGAAAACUGUGACCUCCAACACCCUGCGUCCGAGUUACCAAAGCUUAUUUGCACAAAGGGCGAACUGUAUGAGAGACACUCGGUGGCUUCAGAGAGCGGCAGCAGCACAGACAGCCAUGCUGAAAUGACAGAAAAAGAUGUGAAGAAAAAAUCAGGUGCAGGUUUGAUGUUCAGUAACCUGAUGAACAUCGCCAAGAGAAAACCCUCAGCAUUAGAGAGCCCUGAGAAGAGUAUUGACACCUCAGGAUACCUCAACAUACUGGUGAACAGCCAGUGGCGGCCAUGCUGGUGUCUCAUAAAGAACGGACAGCUGUGGCUCUACCAAGAAAAGGGGAAGAACAAACUGAGCCAGCCAGUUGUGACGCUGGAGGGCUGCAACAUUUUGCCCGACCCCAGCCCCGAGCACCUCUACUCCUUCAGGAUUGACAUGGGCGGCACACAGCUGGCAACUCUAGAGGCAAAAACAUCGGCAGAUAUGGGUAACUGGCUGGGCCUGUUGUUGUCACAGACUGGGACCAAAACUGACCCAGAAGACCUCACUUACGACUACGUCAAUGCUGAGAGGAUCUCUACAAUCAUCAGCGCUGCAAAGACGUCCUUCUACUUGAUGCAAAGGAGGUAUUCAGAGACAAAUACAUAUAUAGACACCAUUCCUUCCAUUUCUCAAGACUCCAAUGAGCUGUACGAUGAUGAUGCUGAAGAGAACAGCGAGCCAAACCGUGAGGAGAACAAAGUCCAGGAGGUUAAUGAACUUACCAAGGAGCCUGCAGAUGCAGAACAAGACAGAAGCAAAAUUUAUCUGGACCUAGUUCCUUUGCCCUCCUUCCUCCAUCCAGUGAGUGGACAUAAAACCUCCCCUCACAAGGAAACGUCUAGUGCAUCUCCAGUCCAUGUAGAGGAACACCGGGAUCAUUCGAGUCAAAAUAAGGAGAUCGUUUCCACCAGUCGCACCGAGCCAGAUCCAGCUCCCGCAUUAAACGGGCCGACGUCAACCCCUGCCACAAGCAAGCCAGAGCACAUACAAUCACCGACUCACCCUCAAGCACAGCUGCACUCUCAACUAAUCAAGACCUCGUCCCAAAGUCAGGAGAGCUCCAAGAGGCUCAGUCUUGGAGUCCCACAAGCCCUCGGUUCUCCUGGGGUGCAAACCCCUAAGGGCCUAACAACUCAGACUGUUGCCAACUUAUUCCCCAACAGUCCGCAAUCUGGACGGCUGAAGGCACAUACCAUAGGGAGUUCUAGUGCUGUAGAGAUAAAACUUGGCAAGAACCGCACUGAGGCGGACAUGCGACGCUACACAGACGAGCGAGAUUGUCUGGAGAAAGAAAGAGAGGAGGUGAGGAGCAGUCUGGCCAACCUGAAGAGGGUGAGGAGGGAAACCAAGGAGGAGCUCAACGCCUGCCAGGAUCCCAAGUGUCAAGUCAUCUUAGAGGUCCGUCUGAAGAAGAAGGAGGAGGAGUGUCGAGAGGCAGAGCGCCGCAGGGUGGAGGUGGAGCUCCGACUGGUGGAAGUGAAAGAAAGUCUGAAGAAAGUGGAGGCGGGGCCUUUCACUCUGGGGACCACCCUGGACAGCAGCCUCCAGGACACACCGGUUGCAUCAGCAGCAUCUUCCCAAACCAACAACACCAAUGCAGAGCCGGCUUCUCCAGUCAACUCUGCCACAGCUCUCAAAACCAGGCCCGCCUCCAUCCUGGCCACGAAAGGCAAAGUCUUACAAAAGGCGAAGGAAUGGGAGAAAAAAUCCACCACCUAGAAGCAAACUUUGUACCACUGUUCGCUACAUCUGUGUCAGACAGUGACACCCUCCUUCCAUGGAGCCUCAUCAGUUCAGCACCAAGACUAAGACAAGCCAGUCGGACAGAGACACGAGGUCUCUUCUUGAUACCACUGGAUAUUCUUUAACAAAGACUUGUUGAGUUGUUUUGCUCUAAUCGCAAAGGAAAAACUAUUGGAAGUAGCAGCA
Molecule: messenger RNA, 2789 nt
Organism: Nematolebias whitei (Rio pearlfish)
Lineage: Eukaryota; Metazoa; Chordata; Actinopteri; Cyprinodontiformes; Rivulidae
Gene: afap1l2
Product: actin filament associated protein 1-like 2
Exons: 19
Coding region: 30-2579 (849 amino acids)
Biological process (GO): positive regulation of epidermal growth factor receptor signaling pathway; regulation of mitotic cell cycle; regulation of interleukin-6 production
Cellular component (GO): cytosol
Molecular function (GO): SH2 domain binding; SH3 domain binding
Source: RefSeq, a predicted model, not a curated record